Messenger RNA from Drosophila navojoa, 930 nucleotides. RefSeq lists its product as uncharacterized. Lineage: Eukaryota; Metazoa; Arthropoda; Insecta; Diptera; Drosophilidae. The record is from RefSeq and is a predicted model, not a curated record.
AUGAAUACGAGCAUACCAUUUCUUGUGCUUCUGGUGGUAGUGCCUCUGAACAUGUCCAACGGACUUUACAUUAGAAACAACAAUGCUGCCCCAGCAAAGGCCGAUGCUUCAGCCGACAGCCGCAACGACGAAUGGGGUGUUUUUCAAAAUCGACUCGGAUUAUCCCAAGAAAAAGUUGAGCUUCUGAAGUCACAGAAGGAUCAGCUGGGAACAAAACAACUGCUGCACCGUUUCAUUUUGGAGAAUCCAAAAUAUUUAAGUGCGAAAUCGACGAACGGCAGGAAGAAGUCAAAGUCAAGUAAAUUGGCUUUCAGCCGUCUCUUUCGAGCUUUGGCAAAGAACAUUAAAAGUGCAAAGAGCACGUUCAAGACCUCCUUUCAAUUCGAGAUGUCGGAUAGACCUACAAAGCCCCUAAAGCGGACUCGCCGAAAGAUCUCUGUAAAGAUGAUGACGGACAUGUCCACGGAACGAGUGGACCAACUGCUGAAAAUGUUCUACCAGAAACACAAUAUCGAAGAGCCCAACUUUGACAGCGAUGCAGCGGAUCAGCAUACUGAUACCGAUAAUGGUGAUUACAGUGACAUAGCUUCGGAUAUAUCGCCGCGUACAUCUAUGGAUAGGGAGAACGACUCUGACUACGAGUACGAUCUGUUCGAUGAUGAGGGAAACGCAGAUCUCAUUGCCAAAUCCCAUCAAAACUCGGAAUACGGCUCUUUCCAAGACCUCAUUCUUCAGGCGAAGCGAAAGCAAUGGGAGCUGGAAAGCGAGGAGAACAAGUUGCAUAGUCCUCCCGACAAUGACCAUUUCAUAUGAAUGAAUGGGAAAAGCCAUUCAAAUUACCUUCAACUAAGUGGUCUGAGGGCUGUGCAAUCGCUGUUCAUAUGCAGGCAUAGAACACAAACUUAAUUUAAUAAUGCUUACUAUUUAUAU